AUGUCUAGGGAAGACUUGUCCACUGCCGAAGGUCUCAACCAAAUGAGCAAACCUCUACUCAAAGUGAAGUUGCUGGAAGUUUUGGGCCAGGGAGACUUCAAACAUUUAAAGGCGCUCGUGGAUAAUCAAUUUCAGCCCAAAGAUGACCCAUCUGUGCAACAAGUUCUUAAUUUAAUUCUACACUAUGCUGUCCAGGUAGCCCCUAUCCUUCUUAUCAAGGAAAUUGUUGCCCAUUGGGUGGACCAAGUAGAUGAGGGGAAGAGUUCAAGUAAAAGCGAUGAUGAUAUCCAUCUAGACUUGAACUAUCAGGAUGAAAAUGGCAAUACACCAUUGCAUCUAGCUGCUGCUCAAUCUCGUUCGGAUGUGAUCAGUUUCCUACUUAGCCAGAAGUCCAUCAAUGAUUGUAUCAAGAAUAAGGCUCAUCAGCAACCUUUGGAUAUGUGCAAAGAUCUGAAUGUGGCGCAAAUGAUUCAAUUGAAAAGAGAUGACUAUUUUUUGGAAACAGUUCAUUCAUUGAGAGCCGCCAUGAAUAAAAGAGACUUUUCGAAAUUGGACAUGAUUUGGAAAAGUCCAAGAAAUUUAAAUUUAUUAGAUAUUAACGGCAUAGAUCCUGAAACCGGAACGACAUUGCUGUAUGAAUAUUCACAAAAAAAAGACAUUGAAAUGUGCCAGUGGUUGCUGAAGCAUGGUGCAGAAGCAACAGUUAAAGAUGGAAAAGGACGGUCGCCAUUGGACUUGGUCAAGAGUAUAAAACUGCCCACUAAACCGUCCAACAACAUUACACCGGAAAUUAAAUUGAAGAAUUUACUUGAAAAGAAUUUGAAAGAACAAGCUAUUGUCCAUGAAAAUGUUGCACCGAGUAUGCCUCCUACGUAUAAGGGGUUUUUAAAGAAAUGGACAAAUUUUGCCCACGGGUACAAGUUACGUUGGUUCGUUUUAAGUGAAGAUGGUAAUCUAUCAUAUUACAAAGACCAAUCGCAUACUGAUAGACCUCGUAGUACCUUGAAAGUUUCGACAUGUCGUUUACACAUCGAUUCUUCAGAAAAACUGAAUUUUGAGUUGCUGGGUGGCCUUACGGGCACUACAAGAUGGCGUUUAAAGGGCAAUCAUCCCAUUGAAACAACUAGGUGGGUCAAUGCCAUACAAAGCGCUAUUAGAUUCGCCAAAGACAAGGAGAUAUUAAACAAAAAAAGGGCAGUACCACCAUCAUUGGCUAUGAAGAGCAAAUCUCCAGCCCUGAUAUCGCAUUCCAAAACUCAAGGCUCUCUUCCAGAAGCUUCGCAAUACUAUCAGCAUGCUUUGCAUAAAGAGGUUAUUCAGCCCUCGUCUGUGAGUCUUUAUCGAAGACCAAGCAACAACCUAUCCGUUGUAUCUAGCGAAAUUCAACUGAAUGAUAAUUUGACUGAAUCAGGCAAGCGCUUUGUUAGUAAAAUGAUUGAAAACCGGUUGGAUGGUAGCAAAACGCCUGUAGGAGUACACGCAGGUUCCGCCCUACAAAGAGUUCGCAGUAGCAAUACUUUGAAAAGUAACCGGAGUGUCCAAAGUGGCUCAGGUGUGGCUAGUCCUAUAGAUAAGGUUCCUAACAGUGCGAAUAUGAGCCAGUCUAAUACAACAACAGGAUCUACUGCUUCCUUGAGUGAUAAUAACUUUAUUGCUAAUUUCGAAGGUGACGAAGCAAAUUCAGAUGAUGAUGAGGAAGACCUUGGAAUAAAUUUUGAUCGUGAUGAAGAAUACAUCAAAGCACAGUAUGGGCCAUAUAAGGAGAAACUUGAUAUGUAUGAGCAAGCGAUCAGUAUAGAAUUGAGUUCUUUGAUUGAACUAAUUGAUCAAGAGGAGCCAAGUCCUGAAGUUUGGCUUACAAUAAAGGGAAGUCUCAUCAACACAUCAACCGUAUUUGGUAAAUUAAAGGAUCUGACUUAUAAAAGAGACAAAAGAUUGGUAGACAUGGUUUCGAAACAAGGGGAUGUUAACAACGUUUGGGUGCAAUCAGUCAAGGAGCUAGAAAUCGAGUUGUCGAACAAAACUGAACGUCUAGCAUCCAUUGAUAAAGAAAGAAGAGGUCUGAAAAAAAUACUACACAAGAAACUGUUGGAAUCACAAGCCUCUGUUGGUAAGAAGGAAGCGUUGGAAAAUGACGAACAGGAAUCAGAUACAACGGCAAGUACUCUCGGUCAAAUCGCGAAAUUCAUCAGCGCUACAAAGGAAGAAGAUGAAGCAUCUGAUGCUGAAGAGUUUUAUGAUGCCGCGGAAUUAGUUAAUGAGGUAACUGAAUUGACGGAGACACAUCCUGAAGUUUCGAUGGCCGCAGCUCCCAAGCAUGCUCCCCCUCCAGUUCCAAGUGAAGCGGAUAACGAAAGUCGGUAUGUCCGGGAUAAAGAAGCUAAAAAGGAACCAGAGGUUGAGAAAACAAGUCAAAAUUUUGAAGGACCAAACAAUCUAGCUACAGAAGAGGAACCAAAAACUGAGCAACCAUCGAAGGACUUCAAAGCGGAAGACGGAGAAAGCCAAGUGAAGGAGAAAACGAAAGAGAUAGCAUCCUCAGUUGUCGGCGGAAAGAAUAUAGUUGCAGUUACAACGGUACAAAAGAGAAAAGAAGAAUAUUUGCUCAAAGAGGGAUCUUAUCUUGGUUAUGAAGACGGUAUUAGAAAAAGGCUAUCCAUGGAUAAGGACGAUAGGCCGAAAAUUAGUCUUUGGGCUGUUUUGAAAUCGAUGGUGGGCAAAGAUAUGACAAGAAUGACAUUACCCGUUACUUUCAAUGAACCUACAUCCCUUCUACAAAGAGUGGCAGAGGAUUUGGAGUAUUCAGAACUAUUAGACCAGGCUGCGAUGUUUGAAGAUUCAUCUUUGAGAACUCUAUAUGUCGCGGCCUUCACGGCAUCUUCAUAUGCAUCUACUACAAAAAGAGUUGCAAAACCUUUCAACCCGUUGUUGGGUGAAACAUUUGAGUAUUCUCGUCCAGACAAACAGUACCGAUUUUUCACUGAGCAAGUUUCACAUCACCCUCCUAUCUCUGCAACAUGGACUGAAUCGCCAAGAUGGGAUUUUUGGGGUGAAUCAUUUGUUGAUACUAAAUUUAAUGGCAGAUCUUUCAAUGUUAAGCAUUUGGGUUUAUGGCACAUCAAGUUGCGUCCAAAUGACAAUGAAAAAGAGGAACUGUAUACUUGGAAGAAGCCCAAUAAUACUGUUAUAGGUAUACUUAUUGGUAACCCACAAGUUGAUAACCACGGUGAAGUGAACGUUAUCAAUCACACAACCGGUGAUUACUGCAAACUGUAUUUCAAAGCAAGGGGAUGGAGGUCAUCAGGAGCAUAUGAAAUCACAGGUGAAGUCUAUAACAAGAAGAAACAGAAGGUGUGGAUUCUUGGAGGGCACUGGAAUGAAGCUGUUUUUGCCAAGAAAGUAGUGAAGGAUGGCGAUCUUUCGUUGGAGAAAACCAGAACCGCUGCAUCAGCUGGGAACGGACCUACGGAUGAUGGAACGAAGUUUUUAAUAUGGAAGGCGAACGACCGUCCUGAGGAGCCAUUCAAUUUAACGCCUUUUGCUAUUACGCUGAAUGCUCCACAACCACACCUAUUGCCAUGGUUACCCCCUACAGAUACACGUUUGAGACCAGAUCAAAGAGCAAUGGAAGACGGGCGUUAUGACGAAGCAGGAGAUGAGAAAUUCAGGGUUGAAGAAAAGCAAAGAGCAGCACGCAGAAAGAGGGAGGAAAACAACAUUGAAUAUCAUCCUCAAUGGUUUGUCAGGGAUACACAUCCUAUCACAAAGGCUAAAUAUUGGAGAUAUACGGGCAAAUACUGGGUUAAAAGAAGAGAUCAUGAUUUGAAAGAUUGCGGUGACAUCUUUUAG
Messenger RNA from Saccharomyces paradoxus, 3849 nucleotides. RefSeq names its product oxysterol-binding protein related protein OSH2 (gene OSH2). The coding region runs from base 1 to 3849 and encodes 1282 amino acids. The transcript has a single exon. Gene Ontology annotation, cellular component: membrane; intracellular membrane-bounded organelle; cytosol. Gene Ontology annotation, biological process: endocytosis; piecemeal microautophagy of the nucleus; exocytosis. Gene Ontology annotation, molecular function: protein binding; sterol binding. The record is from RefSeq and is a predicted model, not a curated record. Lineage: Eukaryota; Fungi; Ascomycota; Saccharomycetes; Saccharomycetales; Saccharomycetaceae.